This is a messenger RNA of Didymodactylos carnosus, 249 nucleotides long. The record is from the annotation of a GenBank genome assembly. Lineage: Eukaryota; Metazoa; Rotifera; Eurotatoria; Philodinida; Philodinidae.
AUGCCGCAUCCUCUCGUUCGUAAAUUAGUACCGAUCGUUAAUUUUGCAAUAGCAAGUGCAGCAUUAGCAUUUCAAGUGACGGUUUUAUAUCCGUGGCAUCAUGAACUUGAACGAAAAUUUGAAGAAUUGCAAAUACAACAAGAAACAAAAUUAGAAGAAUAUCAUCAAAUGAAAAUGCAAACAAUUAGAUCAAUUGAAGAACAUAUUACAGAACUGAAAAAUAAAAAAGAUGAAAUAUCGAAAAAAUAA